Molecule: messenger RNA, 6811 nt
Organism: Linum trigynum
Lineage: Eukaryota; Viridiplantae; Streptophyta; Magnoliopsida; Malpighiales; Linaceae
Source: the annotation of a GenBank genome assembly
CACAUUUUAGAGUGAAAUAAAAAAAACAAUUAUAAAAAAAUUAAAGUUGAAAAUGUUCACAUUGAAACAAUACAAAGAUGAAUUUAAUAUGCACACCUUACCAACUACUGGUGUGAAACUUUUAUUUUGCAAAACAAAUGGAAGUGUCCAUGUCAAAUCGGCAACAAGACACUCAACUCUUUUGUUUAGGCUAAUUAGCAGUUUGGCCUGGACUUUGACCGUGAGGGCGUUGAAAAAAGCCCCAAAAACCUCAUCAUUUGAAGCGUGCACGAAACAAGUAGGCACCAAGUCAAACAUUCGGCAACCGCGCGGGCGAAGGAGAUCCUAUUGUACUUUCCCACCGCAUUAUAGAAAUUACAAUCACAACUUUAUACAAAGUUUGAAACAUUAGUUCAAUCAAACACGUUCAUAGAAAUAAUUAAACAGCAAACAUUAAAAUUCAUCGAAUUCUUCAUCGUGAAACUCUCUCACUUUUACGCUCCUGUGAAGUUCAAGAUACUCACUUGUUAGUUACUAUGGUAUUUGUAACAACAAUGAAUGGUGCACCAUCUCCUUCCUCAUCUCUGAACACAUACGAAUGAUCAUCUCAUCUCCUUAAAUAAUAAGCCUUGUGCUUCAAUUGCAUUUGUACAUGGAAGAAUAUCAAUAUUCUUCUUCUUCCUCGUUAUCCUCUUCUUCUUGGCCGUCAACCUUGGGUUGAAUUGUAUGUAGACUAGUUGAUUGAGAGGUUGAGACGCUAUGUUGUAAGCCCAUCCUUCUCUUUGGUUGAAGCUAGAGAUAGAUUGGAGACGACGACCUGGUUUUGGAGUUUGGUUGCUCAAUAAUCGACGACGUUAAAUAGUAGGGAGUCAGAGAGUCGAGCCGACCAAAGUUGGAGAUGAGAAGCACUACAGUCGUUGAUGAUGAAUUUCGAGGCAGGAGAAGCAGUUGCAAUUCAGAGAGCUCGACCUAAAUUUUUUUUAUUCCAAUCGAGGAAGUAGGCAUGUGUAGGACGAGUUGUUGGGUUGAACGGUUCGACAUUGGGGAUGGCAGCAUUUUGGGCAAUUUUAUAUAUAUAUACAAACCCCUAAGUCUAUCUAACUUCGAUUAGUCACGCCUCAGCUGAUUAAUCGCUCCUAACGUUGCCUAGGCGUUAUAAAUGCCUAAUGGUAUCUCUAGGCCUAGGCGAUGCAUUUUGUCAUUGCCUAGCGUCUAAGCAUACUUAGAAUUGCGCAUUUUUUAACCCUGUGAAAAUACACCACACUCAUAAAGGGUCGGUCCAACGACUCCAUCGCUGAUUUUCAAAGCGGAGGUCCCAUGUUCAAAUCAGUAUUUAUGAAACCGUAUCAAACAGACGGUCCGCCCGAAAAUACUCCAUAUCGGAGUCUAAACUAAAAGGAUGGUUUGGUAGCAGGCAUGAAACAUUUCAACCAUGAUUUCAACACUUAAUACCUUACCUCUAACUUUUUCCGCUACAACCUACGGUACGAUUUUAUAAUUUUUGGUUCAAAUCCGCGAUUGAACUUCCCUUUUUACAUGACCCAAUAACAUGUCAAGCAAAAUAAAAUACAUCACACUCAAUUACAUACAAAGCAUAUAACAUGCAAUUGAAACAACUAACUUGUAUUUUCAAAUACAUCCAACCAAACCCCUCAACGUACACAUAUAAAUUGUUUCAUCCAUAACUUACAUAUAAAUGGUUUUUGUGUUCCGCUUUCUUCCAAUUUUGCCACGAGGAUAUGUGUAAACUGUUUUUUCCUCCCCUUUUCCCUGUCGACAUAUAUGGACGAUGGUCCAAACGCGUCCACAUUGGUCGUCGUCCUCUCGCCUUUCCAUCAAAAAAGAAUGUCACUCUCUAGCCUUUCCCCCAACAAUAUUAAGGCGCGUAUACUUUAUCAAAGAGCGGAAAGUAAGUUUCACUAUAAUAGUCUUGAUCAAUAUUGUAUCUAUCAUCAUGUUAAAUCAAUGAUUAUGAAAGCAUAUCAAAAGUUAUACCGAAAAAGUUAGUAAGAAGGUAUAAUCCUAAGAUCUUACCGGUUCAAUCAUUUUAAAUGCUAAAAUCAUUUAUCAUUUCGGAUUCGAUAUCUUUUAUUUCCAAUUCGACCGGUCAUUACGAUAGGAUCUUUAAGACAUUGGUUAAAAUACACAUAUUUACACCAAAUGACAUGAGCACGGUAAUCCUGUUGACAUGGAGUGUAAUCUUGUAACUAUUGACAUGGAGUAUAAUCUCCUUUUCCUUAACCUUUUAGUGUGUAUUAGGGCUGUCAGAUUGGCUCGUUGCGGCUAACCAAAUCGCUAAUAUGAAAACUAAAAAAUUCAAAACGGUUAGUUCCACCAGGACCAAAUCGUUUAAGUAGUGGCCGAGCCGAAAUUUGAAAUUAUGUGUGUCUAGUGUCCUUCUUUUUAAGAAUAUAAAUUAUUUCAAUUAGCAAUUUGAUUUAUAGGGCAAUAAAUUAAUUUAUGACAAUCAAAUAACAAUAAAUGGACUUUAGCGCAGUGACAAAAUAUCACUACGUUACCUUAAACUGGUGAGUUCAAUUCCUUUCAUAUGCAUACAUAGGAAUUUAUUAUUUUUGUAAACAAAAUUUACAUGUGCCUUGUGACAGAGCCCAAACCCUUUGGCUGUGUCACUAUGUUUAUGUGGAUUGUUCAUCCUUUUUUUUUUUUUGAAAACCGAUUACAUUGGUGAGUUACAUCGCUUCCAUAUGCAUAUAUAAUAAUUUUUUUCUUACCAAAAUUUACAUGUGCCCGUGAUAGAGUCCAAACCCUCUGACUCUGCCAUUGUGUUUAAGAGGGUUGUCCAAAUUUUUUUUCCUGAAAAUCGAGCAGACCCUUAAUGGCUCAAUUUUAGCCCGGAUAAUAAGGGGAAAAACACCAUACGCUAGCAAACAAUAUAUACGUAUGUUAUCGAGUUUUCAAUUUUCACCGAAACCAGUAAGAAAAAUCGACAAGAGCGUGUAAACUAUUCCUGUUUCAGUUAAAACCAAAAACCCCGAAACCGAAUUUGCAGCCCUAAAUUAUGUACACAUAAUUCGUAGGUGUGGUCAAUUCAUGCCUAUGAUUAUGAUCUCCAACUAUAUACUUUCCACCUUCGUGGUCCAAAAGAGGGUUUCAGUCUUUCAGAUGAAUUGUAGACCGAAAGACACCAUUGGACAAACACCAUACAAUACAUACAUCGGAUCAUAAAUUAUACACACAAGUUGGGUGUGGGGAUUGUUAACAUUAAAUUUGCAUUGGGAAUGAACAUGUUGGAGUGUUGAUUGAAAUGCGUAGGUAUAUAUAACUAACCCGAUUGGAGCAUUUAUUGACACUUUUGGCUUAUUGCCCUCUCUUUCUCCUAGUGGCCCAGACUACUCGACGCAACCCAACAUGGGAUUUGGCGGUGGAAGACGCAAAUCCAAAUACAGAGUAAUUGAAUUUUGCUGAUAUUUUGCCCUCUGCGACGGUGGAAACAGUACUGGUACAUAAACCAUUAAACCCUGCUCAGUGCUCACAACAUAAGAUGUAGAGGUGGCAAAUGAAUUGGAUUGGUGGAUUGAUGGAUUGGAUUAGUGGAUUCAUGGAUUGGAUCAAGCGGAUUGGUGGAUUAUCCAUGAAUCCAAAUGACAUCCUCUUGCCAAGUUUGUUUCGGAAUUUAUGUGCACUUUUACCUACACUUUAGAAUUGAUGUGGGUUAGCCUCUUGAAUUCAAUGUGGCUCUUGGCAUCGAUGAUGGGGGGUUGGACGCGGUAUUGGUUUUUGUCACUUGCGAGGCAUCACGAUGGCUUGGUGUGUGUUUAAAAAGUCAGGUAUCAUAGCAUAUGAUAGUUUGGAGCUCCCCAUGAUGGUCACCCAGUACUUCCUGGAUGUCUUUAGUAAUUCACUAACCGCAUCACGAUGAUGACCCCCUAAGUCAUGCUUGAGGAGGCGCUUUCAUGGUCUUCACGGUCAUGGCACCUUGGCAAGACGUAUUAAAUAAAGGGUCUACAAAAAAAAAUAAAAGGUCAUUCCAUUCAUAGUCUGGCCCAACCCAGCAACAGGGACAACACACAACCAAUCAGAAGAGUGCGCACUCUGCUGGGACUUCCACAAAGCAACCUGCCGCGUAGUCAACGAGAAAACAGAGUAUGAAGAAGCAGCGACCUUCGCGAAAUAUAUGUCUGCCAAUUUCUUCAUAAGUUUUGAGGCAGCAACUUCGCUAGGGUCGCGUAAGAUAUCAGAACUUGUAAACUCAGCAGACGAGAUGCCAAAAAAGUAUAAUGCAUGACAUCUCCAGCAGCAUAAACCACAAGCCCACCUAAAUGAAAAGGGAAGGUGACAAAUCGUCACCGCCAAUCACCGAACCCUAGCCCAAAAGCAGUGACAAUACGGUAUAAAUUGGUGUUGAAUGAAAUGACACAAUCACACAAAAUAAUAAUGCAUCAUCAUUGUUGGUUACGAUGAUUAUGAAAUAGUUGUCAAAGCCAUUAGUCUAAUCCAUCGUAUAUUAAGCGGAUGGAUUAAAAAACUAGUAAAGAGAUCAAGUGCCAUGUGCAUCAAAUAAUGGUGGUGGAGGAGUGACGAUUGCUUUGGGUAAAUUCCAUCUGGGUUAGUUUGAAGAAAACAAAAGUACAAUAUUACUUAAUGUUUUGUUUUAUUGUCCGUCGUUCUUUAGCUAAUAAGCAUCGUAAGUGGGGUUGGUAGGUCCCUUCAUAUUAUAACCAAGGUUAAGGAGCUAUGGUUUAUAUCCACUACUCUCUUUCUUCCUUCUGUUUAUUACUAGUUGUCCAAAAUUGAAACCCAAAAUUAAGGAAAAGCAAGAAAAAUGUCGACCAUAAACUUGGAUUAGAUAGAACCCGGUGAAGACUGAUCUUGUAUUUCAACAAUAGAAAUGCUACUACGAGAAGUGUGACUGUGUUGAGAGUCUGAAAGCUCGUUUGAAUUGUGCUAGAAGUUACUGUCUGCAUGAACAUCGUUCACAAUUUGUUGUUCAAACGAAUGUUUUAAUGUUGGUGUUGUUAACUUCCAGAUCUUAUCCCAUAUGAAAAAAAGAGUUAGUAACACCCCGAGUUGUGUCCUCAGCUUGCUUAGGUAACAUCGUGAGUAAGACAAACCUCUCCGCAGAGUGGAUCAGAUGGAAUCAUAUAUUGUUGGGACAAAUGUUACCACGGAGAGUAUGUUCUCUCGAGAUUCUGAGUUUGGGCUUCCCACCUAAACUAAUGAUACUGAGCACAUCCAUCAUUAAUUGUUAAGAUGAAAAAUUUGGCUUAGGAUGUGCUAGAUGUCAUCAUAUGCAUUGACCGACCACCAAAUAAAACUUCUUGAAUUUAAAACCAACAUUCUAAACGUGUUCACUUACUUUCAAAUCCUAGCCAACAAGAGAGAAGAGUCGUAAGAGGUAACACCAUUGUGUCCUCUACUAGCUUUUCCAUCGAUGAAUGCGGAUAAUAAUCUUACCAUGAUCUCUUAUCAUGAACUGAGAAAGGGAUCAUGGGAUGGGAUAAUGGGAUACACUGUCAACAAGCAGAAACACAGAGGAAAAGACAUCACCACCAGGAAAGAACAGAGAAGAUAAAUUGGGAACAAUGGGGGAGGCAAGGCAGGCGUUAUCAGUCAGUUUCAGUAAUGGCAUUUUCAAUGGAAGCCACAGAAAAGUACAUAAUUAACAGACGAAUAAAUACAUAGAAUAAUGAACAGAUACAUACUCGGCACUCCAGUUGAUUACUGUUCAUCUUUAUUACAUCAACUCAGCCCCUAAAAUAAUUAAAAAAAGAAAUGCAAAGAAAAUCGAAACUUAGCACAGAGAGCAGAGAGAGAAGGAAGAAGAAGCAUUAGCGAAGGAAGAGAUAGAGAGAGCGGGAGAGAGAGAGAGAUAGAGAGGAAGAAGAGGAAAACAGGGGAGGGAAAGUUUUUUCUCUUUUGUCUGGGUAAUGUAGGGGAACAUAGGGGCAAGCGAAAAAUUCAUACCCUUGUUUGGUCUCUGAGAAACUCAACAUCCUGCACUUACCCAGAAAAAAAAUCCCACACCUUCCCUUCUUCUGUAAUUUUUUUCCUCUUUGUGGGAAUUUCAGGUUUUCUUUUCUACCCCCCUGUUUUUUUGCUGUUUUUUUUUUCUAGUACCUUGCAUCUAUCUGAGUCUCUCUCCGGCCACUUUUUCGCCGGCUAACUGGCCGGAACUUCAACCGAUCUGUGUUUCUACCUAUUGGGUAUGGAGGAAAUGCUUUGAAGUUUCCUGGGUCAGGUGGGUUUUAAGUAAAGUUGCAGACUUUAAUGAAGAGUAGCUAUUGAAUCAGCUAAAGAAAAGGGAGCUAUAGGGAAGUGAAUACACUCUGGAUCAGCUUCAUUUUACUCCGCGAAUCAGUCCCGGAAAGAAAGGGGUAAAGAAGAAAAAAGUAGAAGGCAAUGAAAACGCCGGCGAACGGCGCCGGAGCCGCCGUUCCCUCCUCCUCCGCCGCCACUACCACAGCUGAAACAGGGUCAGCAGAGAAGAAGACCAUAAACGUGGAGCUAUGGCAAGCUUGUGCUGGACCUCUGGUGAACUUGCCAGCCGCAGGCACCCAUGUCGUUUACUUCCCUCAAGGCCACAGUGAACAGGUGAAUUUUUCCAAAUUACUCCAUUAAGCCUCCAUUUUGGUGGGUUCUAGCAGUUAAUCCCUCAUUAAUAGUUGGGGAAGGUUGAUCAUAAUUGAAAACUUCCCCUUGUGUUUUUGCCCUCCCGGAAUUUUUAGGCAAUCAAAUCAAAUCUAGUUCCAGAUUCCUUGGGGGAAAUUUUUUCAGUUUCUACUUGCCUCCCAAGUCAACGGUUGUUUGUCCCUGGUAGUAUUUGGUUUGAAGAAGUUGUAGAUAGACAGCCCAAUAAAAAGGUGUUGUUUGG